UGACUGGAAACCAAAGUAAAGUAAACGGGGGAGGGUCGGCUACCAGGGGGGAGCUCUCGGCGAGUUACAAUGCGUCUUUCACGGUGCUGAACGGGUCCUCGAAGAGCCAUGAGCCAACUUCGCCGGUCGCCUGGAAGCGGAGCGAGCCACUCUUGAGCCCCGAAGACGAGUCCGUUGCAGGCAGUGGGGAGAGAAGCGAGCAUGAAGAAGCCGAGCGCCCCGCUCCCUGCUGUCGGCUUCACUGGGAAAUGGUAGCGUGCUGUGGGAACCGCACUGGGAAGGAUCAUGGUCGAGAGGAGCAGCAAAUUCUUGUUGAUCGUCGUCGGAUCCGUGUGUUUUAUGCUGAUUCUCUAUCAGUACGUGGCCCCCGGGGUGAUCAAUUUCGGCUCCCCGCACGGUUAUUUCACGGAAGAAGACGAGGGGGACAUCUUCCCCACUCCGGACCCCCACUACGUGAAGAAAUACUACUUCCCCGUCAGGGACCUGGAGAGGACGAUCGAUUUCCAAAUUAAAGGCGAGGACGUGAUCGUGUUUUUGCACAUCCAGAAGACCGGGGGGACUACCUUCGGCAGGCACCUGGUCCAGAAUGUCCGCCUGGAGGUCCCCUGCGACUGCAGACCGGGCCAGAAGAAGUGUACCUGCUACCGGCCGAACCGCAAGGAGACCUGGCUCUUCUCCCGGUUCUCCACCGGCUGGAGCUGCGGCUUGCACGCCGACUGGACCGAGCUCACCAACUGUGUGCCGGGGGUCCUCAACAAGAAGGAGAACAAGCAGAAGAACCUGAGGAAGUUCUACUACAUUACUCUGCUGAGGGACCCUGUGUCUCGCUACCUCAGCGAGUGGAGGCACGUGCAGCGGGGAGCCACGUGGAAAACCUCCCUGCACAUGUGCGAUGGACGAACCCCAACGCCGGAGGAGCUGCCCUCCUGCUACGAGGGGUCCGACUGGUCGGGCUGCACCCUGCAGCAGUUCAUGGACUGUCCCUACAACCUGGCUAACAACAGACAGGUUCGUAUGUUAGCGGACCUGAGCCUGGUCGGCUGCUACAACAUGUCCACGGUUCCAGAGAAGAAGAGAGCCCAGCUUCUCCUGGAGUCAGCCAAGAAGAACCUGCGAGACAUGGCCUUCUUCGGUCUGACGGAGUACCAGAGGAAAACCCAGUUCCUCUUUGAACGAACCUUCAGGUUGCGCUUCAUCAGGCCUUUCAUGCAGUACAACAGCACCCGGGCUGCAGGCGUGGACCUGGACAACGCCACGGUCCAGCGCAUAGAGGAGCUGAACGAGCUGGACAUGGAGUUGUACGACUACGCCAAGGACCUGUUCCAGCAGCGCUACCAGUACACCAGGCAGCAGGAGAGGCGGCAGCAGCGCAUCAAGAACCACAUGCGGCAGAACCGCCUGGGCGUCAGCCUGUGGCCCUCCCGCAGCUGGCAGAACCUGGUGGGGACACUGGAGGACGGAGAGGGGGAGAGGGAGGAGCGGGAGGAGGGAGAGGAGGGAGGCAGAACGGAGGAGGCGGGCAGCAGGCUCCCCACUGAGGACUACAUGAACCAGAUCAUCAACCGCUGGUAGCAGCAGAAUGAGAACAAACAGACAUGCAUAUGUAAUGUGAAACACAUAUACACACACACACACACACACACACACACACACACUUACAUUCACAGAAAGUGGCUCCUGCUUCAAAGACCCAAAUGACUGACAAACAGACUUUAUCAGAGAGUCGGGCUGCGAGAAUCAGAGUCCAAGUAGGUUGCUAUGGAAACCUGAGCUUGGUCGAUUGCAUCAGCUCACAUUAUUGAGGUUUGCCCAGUUGUUAUUAGCGCCUGCUUGCCCUUUCCCUCCCUCUGCGUUUCUUUGUCUCUCCCAUCAUCAUUACUGACUGAGCAGAGGAGAGAUAUUUUUAAAAGUUGCUGACAACAGAGUAUCUCAACAACCUCGCCCGCCUCCGCUGCGCCUCCUGUAUUCCUCUCGUUCUCUGUGGCCUGAUAUGGAGCAUGAGAGAAUGAAAUCAAGUCUGUGAAUUCCCACUAAUCCUCGCAAAAAAAACAAAAAAAAAAAACAUGGAAAAAAAAGGACCAGUCUACUUCCUGGAUGCUCCGAUUUCAAAGGAACUGGGGAAGCUAUGAAAGUAUGCUGAUGGCUGGGCUGAACAAAGAACAUGGUGGGAGUACAUUAAAAGACUGUACUACAAAGAAAGAAAGCGAGAAAAAGAUGGACACAGUUGUGUAAUAAAAGCUUUCUGCUUACAAAAAAAAAAAAAUCAGCCAUUUCACCCAUGAACACGCUUUGGUCAUGAGAUAGUGACAGUCUCAUUCUCAUUUUAGGAUGAUUUCAUUUGUAUUUUCCUUUUGUGUUUAUGCUUUUUUAAAAGCAGAAUUGUAAUAACACUGAGACCAAUAUUGCUGCCUAAAGAAAAGUGAUUCCUUUAUUUCUUUAUUUUUAUUUGUUUUUUUAAGUCAAAGCUAAUGGAUUGGAUUGACGUACAAUGGACCAUAGCCAUUACUGAAGCCUUGCUUCGUGGGGGAGAAAAGUGGCCUGUUUUUCUGUUAAAGGUUCCCAAAGCUCCUGUCGCUUAACAAGUUCAUUAUUUCUCCUUUUCUCUCCCUUUUUUUGGGAUUUCAAUCCUGCGGAGAAUGACAGCCAAUUACAGAGCCGAAUCUCACAUAGGUGCGAAGAAAUCAAAGGCAGGGAGAGGAGGGAGACGAGUGAGUCUGCUGUAGGUUGUUGCCAGGAACUGUGGUGCGUGAGCGGCAAGCGCUUUGGAAGCCUUAACGCAGACAAAUGCUUGAGAUGGGAGCUGUGGAACUACUGGUCACCAUGGCAAUGUGGGCUCUUAAUGUAGUGGGUGGCAUUUUCAGUUUCUCGAUUUGUCUUUUCCUUUCCUUUUCUUUUUCUUUUUUUUUUUUUCUUUCCCUGACUGUGUUGUAAAAACGGCAGUCUCAAACAAGCCUCCGUCCCACCCGCUGUAAGGGCUCGCACGCCGCUGGUGACCCGUAGUUCGUUAGUCUGAGCUACAUUUUAGUCGGUUUUACCCUGAAGAACGGACAGGGCGAGGUAGCAGUGCCUCUAUGUACUGGGAUCAUAGUCAACAUAAUUAUUGCCAGAUAUUAUGUCUGCAUUAUACUACAGUAAUUUCUCUGACUACUCGUGAGUCUGUGUGUGUGUGUGUGUGUGUGUGUGAGUGUGUUUCUGUGUGUGUGUAAAUAGUAUGUACAGUAUGCCUUUGAUUGGCGUAUGUGUAUGCCUUUGUAAAUAGUGUGCCUGACUGACAGAGGAUGUCUGCUGAGUUUUGUGAAUGACUGGUUUCAUGACCAAUUAUCUUGCCAUUUUAUUUUUUUAUUUUAAUUUUUUUUUUUUUUUUGGUGGUGGAGGGCAGCGCAACAAAGUCCCUCCAACAGAGUGUGACCAGCAAAGUGAUGCAAGCCAAUAAUACUCCCCCUGUCCUGUUGUGUCCUUAACCCCUUUCCUUUCUCCCUUUUUCUUGUCUCCUUCCCAUGAAGCGGUUUAAAGAUUGUGUCACUAAAGUUACCUAAAAAUUGUAAUUUGCAUUGAAAAAAAAUCCACCUUUUAUGACAUGUUUUCACCAUUAACGGCAGAACCUAUGAGUAACGUUGGCAGGUUCCAUUUGUUUUUAUUCAGUCUUGACCUUGACACUCUGUACAUUAGUCUGUGUUUCAGCCAUGUGUUGCUCCCUACUCAAACCUUAGGAGGAAAUCCAAACUGUAUUUUUUUUAUCCAGCAGCCGGCCACAUCUUUAAAGGUGUUUCCCUGAUCCCACAGGGCUCAGCUGUUUGCACGGGGCAAAACCAAAGUAUUUCCCCAGACUGUGCUGGAUACUGGCGCAGCUUGGGCAGCUCACUUAUCAUACGGUUGCGAAAUAGAGGAAGUCUGACUAAAGAUUUGAUUUAAACGCUGCUUUAGCCCCAGCUGAACAAUUUGAUAUAAAGUAAAAUAUUGAGGCGUUACAAAAAUAACGUAUCAACAAAUAACAUUUACAUUUCUCUCCUUUAGGUUUGUGUAGGGAACACUGUUUUAUAAAUCACAGAGCUGGCUUUCUGCUGGCUCAGAAUGGGCCUCUGGGGAGUGACUGUGCACCACAAUAAGCAUGAUCAGUCUUCAUGCAGUGCAGGCAAUGAGUCUGUGUUGCCUUAUUUGAGAGAAAUCUGUGUGUUCCUGUUAUUUCUGACAAUUUUGAUAAACAGAAAUGUCUGUUAUGCUUGACUAAAUGCAACCCCUUUUAACAAAAAUGGUUAUAAAUUAUAGAUUUUUUUAAAAAAUGUCUUUUUAUUUCGAUGGUUUUGUUUUGUCCGUGUCUGAAAUCUAGUUUUGCCGGAAAAACAGUGAUGUACUGAGUGACAAGGUCUCAGAUGGGGCUAUAAUGGCGGCAAUUUAAGUCAACUGUUGCCAAGUCCAUAACAGCUAAAAUAUAACUUUUAGCAUUUGUCCUUAUUUUGACGAUUGUUUUUUUUAAAGAAAAGAAAUCACCACCGUACAACUACAAGUGGACUUACCUGCUUAGCCGAACGCAUCCCAUUAAUUUCAUCUUUCAGUCACACGAUCAAUAUUUUAAGGCGAUCAAAUUAAUAAGCUUGAGGUUAUGAAAUAAAGGUGUAAAAGUAAGCUACAUCUGCUCAUUGUCGGAUAUAUUUAGUGUUCUAUUUUAGGCGAUGACGGAUCUUUUAGCUGUUUUUAAAAGCUACUUGCAAAUUGUAAAAACUCAUUUUAAUUGGAUGAGGUAUUUCAAUGGAUCGAUACUGGAUUCCGGUUCGAUCAAACCCCCCCCCAACCCUAAUCUACAAGCGAAGAGCAAUAAGAAGAGAACACCAAUGAGCAGGUGAAGAAGAGAAUGUAAAAGUGAGAAGAAACUGAAUGUAGUCCAGGUUCAGUGUCAUCAGUCAACCUGCUGCCUUUGUGUUUAGACAACAACAUGAUGCAUCCUGGUGUUAAUAGUCCUUUUUUUUUAAAGUCUCAAAGAAGGGGACUAUUUAGCUGCCCGCCAUUUUCUUGUUAAAUUUCAGCUAAUCACCCCGAAUCCUCCUGUCGUCCUGUGUCUGUCUAUUUGAUCAGCUCCUUUUAAAUCAGGGAUGAUUCAUGAAUGGAAGGAGGGAAGAACAAGGGGGGGAUGAUGAAAGGCAUUGGGACACAUCCAGAGUCAAUAUGCUUCUUUUUUUUGUGUAGCCUUCAAAGUAAUGCAAUAGGGACAGAGAAAUGGAUAUGGAAAGAGUGAUCUCCCCUUUUUUCAUAUCAACUUCCCCGUCAUUGUGCUCUCGAAACUGGAGACUUGAAAACACGCUGCAGCUCCAGGCAUUUUGCCCGCAACUUCUUUUUCAGAGUCAGACUUGCAUUAGUCCGUGUUUUGGGCUCAAAACCAAUAUCUGGCUCUGCAUUAGUAGUUAAAGAAGGAAUAUGAAACCGAUUCUCUAUGUUGAGACUGUUUUUUAUUUCCAGUGUUCCAGUUUUGAGUGACCGUCAAGUCUUGAAGCAGUCCAAAAAAAAAAAACCUCAACAGUGUGUGAAAGACAAACUCAACCCUUUCACAGAAAUGAUUCCAGAAACUGAUGCUCUGAAGCUAUUCUCAAGUAUUUCAUGUCUCAUCACUAUGUAUAUCUGAUGUCUUAACAGCGUUUCCUUUGUGACAAUGAAGCAACCCAGGUGUCGCUACCAUCAUCCUUUUUUUUUUCUUUAUUUUAUUUUAUUUUUUUAAAGAUGUGUUAAAGAGAGUGUGAUAGAGACGUGUUUUUUGAAUUGGUGUGCAGUCUGUCUCUGGCUCUUUCUGUAUGCAUCUUUCUGGGUUUGUUUCUUAUGAUUGCAAAAAUGAAUCAUCAAGCCACCAAUUAAAAUAUUUCAUUUUUACAGACCUGA
Messenger RNA from Stegastes partitus (bicolor damselfish), 5865 nucleotides. RefSeq names its product heparan sulfate 6-O-sulfotransferase 1a (gene hs6st1a). The transcript is spliced from 4 exons. Lineage: Eukaryota; Metazoa; Chordata; Actinopteri; Pomacentridae. The coding region runs from base 286 to 1572 and encodes 428 amino acids. Gene Ontology annotation, molecular function: heparan sulfate 6-sulfotransferase activity. Gene Ontology annotation, cellular component: membrane. The record is from RefSeq and is a predicted model, not a curated record.